This is a messenger RNA of Monomorium pharaonis (pharaoh ant), 1596 nucleotides long. RefSeq names its product serine/threonine-protein kinase Nek5. NCBI's taxonomy places the organism in Eukaryota, Metazoa, Arthropoda, Insecta, Hymenoptera, Formicidae. Bases 633 to 1538 code for a protein of 301 amino acids. Gene Ontology annotation, biological process: protein phosphorylation. The transcript is spliced from 6 exons. The record is from RefSeq and is a predicted model, not a curated record. Gene Ontology annotation, molecular function: protein kinase activity; ATP binding.
GUCUUGAUUGGCUCAGAUGAUUAUAUUACCAAUCGUAAGCCAAUCGACGCCUCGUAUGCGUGCUAGCAUAGAAAAUCGUAUCUGUGCCGAAGGCUUUAAUUUUAAAUUCUGUUUAACUUUAUUUCUUAUACUUUUCUCAUUCUUAGAAUUAGAAAAAGAUAGUAAGUUAAAUCAAGUUUAAAGUUAAGCUAUACUGAUGCAAUAUAUUACUUAAGUAUAAAUUUAAUAUAAAUGUAAAGAUUUUUCUUUAAUAUUCGUAAUUUUUUAAAUCAAAAUUUAGAGAAAAUAUUUUAUAAUGAAAAUUCGAUUAAACAUUUUUCAGACUUUAAUAGAGAAAAGAAUUCAAGAUUAAUUAAUAUCUAUUCAGACUUCUUGAAGCAGCAAUGAUUCUUGCAUAAGCGACAUAUAAAUUUAUGUUGUAUAAAUUAGAAAAGCAACAUGUAAUAUAUACAUAGUACGUAUGCAAUACAUGCUUUCGAAAAUAUUUCUGUUUAUGUAGUCAAUCAUAACAAGCUGAAUUUGAAAGUCCUUCUGCAGACCUACUUGUGCCACAAUCAAAACAUUUUUACAUGUGCCUUGGAUGAAAUUCAGUUUACUUUAAAUUUUCAGUUUCUUAUUUUGUGAAAACGAAGAUGGAUAUGCAUAUAGAUGACUACACAUUUGAAAGCAUACUUGGAAAGGGAACAUUUGGAACUGUGUAUUUGGUAAGAAGGAAGAAAGACUGCAAACCAUUUGUUAUAAAAGCGCAAAAUUUAAAUCAUGCAGUAAAUCAUUCGCCUUCUGAGAGGACGCUAGGAGAGAUACGAUGCCUGCAAAAAUUGAGACAUCCAAAUAUAGUGUUUUAUUAUGGAGCAUGGAAAAAAAAUAAUUACAGCUAUAUUCUUUUGGAAUAUGCGACUCGAUGUACACUCAAGGAUUUGCUAGAAAAACGUGAAGUACCACUUACGGAAGAGGAUGCGCUGUAUCUGUUUUCACAAGUUAUUUUGGGAGUACAUCAUAUUCACUGGAACAAAAUUCUUCACCGAGACUUAAAACCAGAAAAUAUCAUGUUGACUGGUAGUCGUGGGGACAUCGUUAAGAUUGGUGACUUUGGUCUCUCAAAAAAUAUUCAAGAAGACUUGAUAAUUUGUCACGCAGGAUCUUAUUAUUAUAUGGCUCCAGAAGUGUUGAGUAUACAGCCAUAUGAACUUAAGAGUGAUAUAUGGAGCAUGGGUGUUAUACUAUAUGAAAUGGUUACGAAGAGAUUUCCUUUCCCGGCCACGAGUUUAGCGGAAAUUACAAAAUUAGUGCACAACGACCCGCCACAACCUUUACCGCGACGGAUGUCAGCAUCUAUUGUGAAUCUGAUAUCAAAGAUGUUAAGAAAGACCAGUUUGCGUCGACCCCGCACCGAUCAGCUCGUACUUUGUCCCUUUCUUGUGCCUUACAUCAUUCGAGUCUAUCUGAAUCUUGGACGUGACAUUAAUCUCGCUGAACGAGAACGUAAGAGCUUUGGAUCACAUGUUUUCUUAAAAUUUCUAAAUCCGCCAAAACUUUGAUUAAAAGGAUAUUUUAAUGAAUAAUCUUUUAAAGAAAAAGAAAUUGAAAAAUGAUAUU